CCGAUGCUGCUGCUUCGCAAUCUCUCUGACCGACGCUGCGUCUCGGAUUCCAUCCGCCGGGCCGGCAGCCGGCGCGUGAUGAUGGAGCCGUGGUUGCUGGUUUGGGAGGCUUUCACGGAGCAGCUGGAGGAGCGGCAGAGCGACUGGGCCUACUCGAGGACCGUCGUGUUCCUCGACACCCUGUUGAACUUGGCGUUCGUGGCGGCGGCGGCCGGGGUCCUCGUCCUGAGCCGGGACGAGGCUCCGUCGAUGCCGCUGAGGCUGUGGAUUGGAGGGUAUGCCCUUCAGUGCGUGCUCUUCAUUGUGUGCGUCUGCGUUCGGUUCCAGCGGAGGCAUCUGCAGAGGGGCGUGGAGGAGCGGAGCAGCCACGAUCGGGGGGGUUUGGGCCCUAGUUCUCCAAGCGAUGUGGUGGAAGCCAGGGGUUGCAAUGCUGAUCAGGGUCAGAACGAGGAGGCGAGGAGUGUUGCCAAGGAUCUGGAGUUUGCAAGCAAUAUGUUCUCAUGCAUAUGGUGGUUCGUUGGUUUUUACUGUGUAUCCGCUGGAGGCCAAGCCUUGAUACGUGAUGCACCACAGCUAUACUGGCUUUGCAUAGUUUUCCUAGCAUUUGAUUGCAUUGGCAUUAGCAUUGCUGUUUGCUGUUGCGUAUGUAUCAUCAACAUUGUUUAUGUUGUCACAGAUCAGCAAGGAGGUGCAUCUGAUGAAGAUAUCCGCCAGCUUCCCACGUACAAAUUCCGAAGGAUUGACAAUUUUGAGAUACUUUUCAAUGAAGUACAAAGAUCAAAAGGUGGGAUGAUGAUCGAGUGUGGCAGUGAUGAACCAAUUGAGCAUGUUCUAUCAGCGGAGGAUGCUGUGUGCUGCAUGUGCCUCUCUGCUUACAAGGAUGGGGUAGAGUUGCGGGUGCCCCCUUGCCGCCACCAUUUCCACUGUGCUUGCAUAGAUAAAUGGCUCUACAUCAAUGCCACUUGCCCCUUAUGCAAGUACAACAUUGUAUAGAGCAGCAACCAAGCACCAGAGGAGGUCUAGAACAAGGUGAUUGCGCUCCCAUUCCUAGUCUCUAUGUUUGGAAGGCAAAUUCCACUGUUCCGAUUUUUAUGAUCUAGUAGAAGUGUGAAAAUUGUUGAUGUUAUUAUACGUUGUCCUGAGAAGCAGAAUCCAUGAAAGAUAAGAAACCUAAUUGUACUUUGAGCAAAUGUAACAUGUUGCAUCCUAGCCUGAAUCAGAUCAUGUCUGGUUGGACUAUGAAUGUGUGUUCUAUAAUGAAAUAUAUAUUUUGUAAAGCUUUACAGGCAUGUAAAACCACAUUAUAAAAAUAAUGGCAGAUUAUUCAGA
This is a messenger RNA of Musa acuminata subsp. malaccensis (wild Malaysian banana), 1329 nucleotides long. RefSeq names its product E3 ubiquitin-protein ligase At1g12760-like. Gene Ontology annotation, cellular component: plant-type vacuole. Gene Ontology annotation, molecular function: ubiquitin protein ligase activity. The record is from RefSeq and is a predicted model, not a curated record. Lineage: Eukaryota; Viridiplantae; Streptophyta; Magnoliopsida; Zingiberales; Musaceae. Gene Ontology annotation, biological process: protein ubiquitination; ubiquitin-dependent protein catabolic process.